This is a messenger RNA of Neurospora tetraspora, 2070 nucleotides long. RefSeq names its product permease for cytosine/purines, uracil, thiamine, allantoin-domain-containing protein. NCBI's taxonomy places the organism in Eukaryota, Fungi, Ascomycota, Sordariomycetes, Sordariales, Sordariaceae. Gene Ontology annotation, molecular function: transmembrane transporter activity. Gene Ontology annotation, cellular component: plasma membrane. The transcript is spliced from 3 exons. The record is from RefSeq and is a predicted model, not a curated record. The coding region runs from base 301 to 1968 and encodes 555 amino acids. Gene Ontology annotation, biological process: transmembrane transport.
GGUUUACCGGCAUAGCGGCUUCCACGAACAUUGGGGGGGACUAACGAUUCUUCGUUACCAACUAUCAGGUUGUAAAAUCUUACCAGAUGGGAUCAUGAUGAAAACUCCAUUUAUCCAGAAACCCAAUUCACGCAGAAACUCGAAAGCCCUCGAGUCAUAGUUCAAGCGGCUGUCAACUUCCCCCCCCUCCUCCCCUCUGCUCACCUCCCUUACCCUUCCCCAACCCAAUCAAGAUAUUCGGUACCCCUUUCCACGCCCACACAUCUCGAACCCAUCUGGGUCUCUAUCCCGGACCAAAAGAUGUCUACCAACAUUUCCACCCAAGAUGACGAACCAAAGUCACAACACGGCAUCGUUUUCCAGGAUAUCGAGUGCACAGCUGGCGGAGAGGGCCAUGGAAAACACAACGACCAAGUAGAGACGACUACUCGACUCCGUUCACUAUUUUGGCCGAAUUCUCUAAGCACUAGCAAGGAGGGCGUCGUCUACGACAACCACUCCAAGGAGAAUCCAAAGUGGUAUCAGAAGCUGAUCGACGCGUAUCAGAAGCUGAUCGACGCCGGUGUCGAGGAAAACGGGAUCCAGCCGGUUCCGAUUGAGGGGAGGACUUCGACGCAGUAUAAUCAGUUGUUUACUGUUUUCUUUACUGGUUUGUUGUGUUUACUGCCGGUACCAACUGGCAUGCUAGCCACUCUCGAGUUUGGCUUGAGUCUGAGAGACGCUUCGUUGAUUAUCCUCUUCUUUGCGCUGCUUACAUGCCUCCCGCCUGCCUUCAUGGGGAUCGGAGGGAUGGAGACGGGCAUGAGGCAGUUUGUGCAAGCUCGGUAUUCAUUCGGCCUCUACCUAGUCAUCAUCCCCCUCCUCCUCAACGCCGCCACCAUAACCGGCUUCACCCUCAUGUCCGCCAUCGCGGGCGGGCAGACCCUCGCAGCCGUCAACCCCUCCCACGUCAGCGUAAACGUAGGCAUCGUCAUCACCUGCCUCGUCGCCUUCGGCGUCUCUCUCCUCGGCUUCCACUUCGUCCACUUCUGGAACCGAUGGACUUGGAUCCCCAACCUGAUCGCCCUUGUCAUCACCGUCGGCUGCGGCGGCCGCUACCUCCAUCUGCAGUCCGAGCCUGCCGCACCGGCCACGGCCUCGCAGGUCCUUAACCUCGGGAGCCUUAUAGCGGGAUAUUUCCUCACGUUUGGCGGGAUGGUGGGCGAUUAUUCCAUUUACCACAACCCAAGAGGCGCUCUCAGAUUCAAGUCGUUCAGCGCCAGAGCCCGCAUCUUCACCUACCUCUACCUCGGCCUGUUCCUCCCCUCUGUUCCACUUUUCAUCUUGGGAGCCGCCAUAGGCGGCGCCGUUCCCCAAGUUCCUGCGUGGCAAGCCGCUUACGCUUCGACGGGCAUCGGGGGCGUGAUGAUGGAGAUGCUUGCUCCCGCGGGCGGGUUUGGCAAAUUCGUGAUGGUGGUGCUUGCGCUCAGCGUAAUUGGGAACAUUGCCAUCUCCAUGUAUACCAUCUCGUUGAACCUGGAGAUGCUGCUCCCGCCGUUGCCCCCUAAAGUAAGGGUCCAUCGGUUUGUGUUUAUCCUGGUGACGAUGGCGGUCAUGAUCCCGUUGGCGGUAAGGACGGCGAAGGAGUGGCAGACUAGUUUGAUCAAUUUUCUGAGUGUCAUUGGGUAUUGGUCGGCGUGCUUUGAUGCGGUUUUGAUACUGGAGUUGGUGGUGUUUAGAAAGAUGGACUAUGCGAGCGUCGAUCAUGCUAUCUGGAAUGUGGGGAGGAAGUUGCCCCCUGGGGUGGCGGCCUUAGGUGCCUCGAUACUGAGUUGGGCGCUGGUGGUCCCGGGGAUGGCGCAGUCGUGGUAUGUUGGUCCGAUUGGAAAGAGGACUGGGGAUAUCGGGGUUGAGGUGGCUUUUGUGGUGACGGGCUUGUUGUAUCUACCUUUGAGGUGGCUGGAGAUCAAGAUUCGGGGCGGAUUCUGAUGGACGACAUGAGUACGACUAGAGUCCCGCUGGUUACAGACGGUCAACUCGGGUUGCUUAGGGAAGAAAACUGUAGAGGUGUAUCUACCAUAGCCAUCAGGC